Molecule: messenger RNA, 5175 nt
Organism: Aspergillus mulundensis
Lineage: Eukaryota; Fungi; Ascomycota; Eurotiomycetes; Eurotiales; Aspergillaceae
Product: histidine kinase-like ATPase domain-containing protein
Exons: 8
Coding region: 1-5175 (1724 amino acids)
Source: RefSeq, a predicted model, not a curated record
AUGGCCCAAAAUGUUGAUUUUACUGCGCUCAAAGCGCGUACUAUGAGAUCUGGGGCAGACGAAGAAGCUGUCACUGUAGAUACACGCGGCCUGAUCUCGAAAGUACUGGCACGCUAUUCGGGUCAAUGGACGGUCUUGCGAGAGAUGAUACAGAACGCAGCUGACGCUAAUGCGACGAAAGUUACGAUCAAGUUUGAGACAUUACCUUCGACCACGGUUCCUUUACCUUCAGCUGCCGACAGCGCGACUAUGAUCAAACAUACUAUAUCCCACCAUACACUCAAACGUCUUUUGAUUACCAAUAACGGUACACCGUUCAGUGAGAAAGACUGGGCUAGGUUGAAACGUAUCGCCGACGGUAAUCCAGACGAGACGAAGAUUGGCGCGUUCGGUGUAGGUUUUUAUUCCGUGUUCGACGAAUUCGACGAACCAUUCGUCUGUUCCGGGACAGAUGGCAUGGCAUUCUAUUGGAAAGGCAACGCUCUGUACACACGCCAAGUGCAAUUGAACGAGAAAGCCACUUCUGAGACAACAUUUGUCUUGGAAUAUCGCAAUGAUACCUCGCCUGUGCCGUCUCUGGUUCAGUUAUGCCAAUUUUUAUGCAGCAGCCUUACAUUUGUCAAUCUUCAAUGCAUAGAGCUAUGGCUCGAUGACUGCAAUAUACUGCGCCUAGUCAAAAAGAUUGCCCCCGGCGUCACUCUCGCCGUACCAAAAGACCUCGAGACAAAAACACAAGAAGGGUUAUUGACGAUUACCAGUGUUACGAGGGAGGUUGCUCAAGUAGAUGCCGCCUGGAUGCGCGUCCUUGAAUGGAACCCAAAUGCAAACACGCUUGUCGAGGGUAUUCGAGAUACUACAGUAUCGCUUCGCAGUUUUCUGUCUAGGCUCACCCAGAGUUCGUCUGGAAAGCCGUUGGACAGUCAGAAGAAAGAAGUCGCAGGGGACAUAGGGGACUUGACGAAGAUCUCAACAGCAUCGGUUUUCUUGCAUAUUAAUACCGCAAGCAUUCAGACAUCUAUCAGUCAAUCUCUAAGCAGCGAACUCGAACGAGCGACACUAAAGCCUCCACCUAAGAAGACGACAAUUGCGGUGCUUACUGAUACAAGUCUAACGUCAGCAUCAUCUGAACCUGAGUUUAUAUCCUCCAUACUACCAUCCAAGGGUGGUCGGGUCUUUAUUGGGUUUCCUACACAGCAAACAACCGGUCUCAACGCUCACAUCUCAGCUCCUUCCGUCAUUCCGACCGUGGAGCGAGAAAGCAUUGAUCUGAACACGAGGUACAUUCGCAAAUGGAAUACGGAGAUGUUGAGAGCAGCAGGUAUAGUCUGUCGAAUUGCAUGGUCCGCAGAGAUGGCUUCAGUGAAAAGCAGAAUAAUAACGGCCAAGGAACCAUCAAAGCAGUCAAAGAUCCGAAAAGAUGACAUUGUAAAUGUUCUUCCUGAGGCUAUCCACACUGCAAAUCAGUUUGUGUUUCGAGAGUCCACACCUUCAUCCUUGCUCGGACAGACAGUUGAGGAUGCGUUUUGGACUUCUAAUAAAAAUGCUUCCAUCGAGUUGCUUUCUAGCUGCGGCGUUGUCCACAGUCAUCAAGCGCGCCUAGCUUCCAAGGACUUGACUUUCCUGGACUCUAUUCCUGUGUUGCCAGAUGAGUUCGUGGAAGGCUCGAAAGAGUUCGUCAAAAAGUUGACACUGCUAGGACUUCUAACUGAAGUUACGGUCACUGACAUCAAACGUGAAUUAGAAAGCAGUUCGCUGCAAUCCUCUCAAAUCACCGAGUUCCUUGCCUGGUUGGGACGAAGGGCUGUCUCUGGUCAACUGGACAUAUACUCUGUCAGGAGCAUACUGAAUGUUGCGGUGGCUUCCGCCGAUGAUGAAAGUGGCAAAAACACUGGUUUGGUCAUUUUUUCAGCUGUAUCGCUGUUCUUGAACCCUCAGCGCAUACCUGCUGAGCUGCCUUUACCACCCGCUGUGAUGCCGUUCAAGUACACAAAAGCUCUGAGCAAAAAGGAGCUAGAGCUGUUUGGCUGGGAAGAACUGCAUAUAGUCCCCUGGUUGUGUUGGCUUAUUAGCAACGUCGAGACCGGCAAACGACUCACUCAGGAGCCCGUGUUCGCAGCACAGGUGCUUCCAGUUAUCUCGAAACAUUGGGAAAGUCUAAGUCAGUCCUCGAAACAGGACGUGGUCGAUCAGUUGCAAGCGCAUAAAGUGAUUCCUACUAGAGUCGGCAUGAAGCGCCCGAGUGAAGCAUACUUUCCUUCCGUCCGUCUCUUUGACGACCUGCCCGUUGUUCAUGGACUUCAGGGAGUGAAAGAGAAAUUCCUGUCUGCUCUUGGUGUGCGUAAGACGGUCGAGCUUGGUGUCAUUUUCGAGCGUCUACUCAAUACUCCUGGUGAAUCUGAUGAGAAGUCCCCGGGCCAGGGGAAAUGGAGCCACGUCGACUUAAUACGAUAUCUCGCAUCCGUCAGCAAUGAUAUUCCUGCCAGCGACAUCAAACGGCUCAAGGAUACCAGCUUCUGCACCGCAGAGCCCAUCAUAGACCAUAAUGGUGCGAGAACGCCAAAUCAGAGCCACUACAAGGUUCAGCAACUCUAUGAGCCGAAUGAUGCUCUUAGAGCCUUAGGGCUUCCGGUUCUCGAGUGGCCCGGAAAGUACAUAUCAAGCAGCGCCGAGGGCAAGUUUCUCGCUAGGCUGGGUCUUCAAACGUCCCCAAAACUCACUACGCUGACACAAAUCAUGGCCUCGGCAGCCCAGCGCAACGAUUGGGCUCUACACGGAAAGGCCAUGUCUUAUUUCGUUACUGAGUUCGAGUCUAACGGAUAUGGCGCUUUUGAUUGCGGUUCGACGGCCGAUGAAUUUCUUCCAACCGAAAAUGAGAACCAUGCAGGCGCGGAAAUAAAUCAUAAAGCCAGUGCUCCCAGCAAGUGCUAUACGGACGAAGGUGCUGCUCUGUUCGGAUUUGAUAUCCUUCGCAAGGACCUUCACCGUCAUGCUUCUAAGUUGGGUGUCCAACAACACCCCAAAUUAUCCUAUUGUCUUGAUAUAUUGAUCCGCAGGCCACCAUCUACGAAGCGAGACGCGAGGUCACUUUACAAGUAUCUUGCUGGAAGGGUGUCUGAACUCACCACGCGAGAUAUAGACCGUGUUGGAAAAGCCGAGAUAGUGCCGGUCCACAUAGAUGAUAGCAAGGGCAGCACAACGCGCCGUGUGGCCCCGAGACUCUGUUAUCUCGGAGAUGGCGAAGACUAUAAGGAUAUUUUUGACUUUGUGGACUUUGGCCAGGAUGCAAACCUCUUCCUGAUGGCCGUCGGGUCGAAAAGUGAACCAACUAAGGUGGAACUUGCACAGAUGGUAGUCAGGGAACCGGCUCGAAUAUCCUCUACUCUGCAGUCGGCAGAGAAGUAUCUGAGACUCCUGCGAACUUUGGCGGAGGACAUGUCCAGUCUAAGAAAGCACAAAGAUCUAAUGCAAGAGAUGCGGAAGUCGGCAUUCUUACUGGCCAGUAAGGAUAUUCCUUCAACGGUCCAAGUGGGGAAAGACGCCAAGAAGACAGUCGAUAAUUCUGAUGAUGAAGACGAGGCUGAAGAAGAAGGUAUCCGAGAAUGGACGUUGGCCGCGGCCAGAGAUACGAUCGUGGUGGACGAUUUCCAAAGCUUUGUACUAUUCAAGGACCACGUUUUCUCUUCUCCUCAAGAAGAGAUAUUGGAGAAAUUCUAUCUUGCUUUAGGUGCCGUGCCGCUCAGCCAACUCGUGGAAGAGCGGGCGAACUGGGGAGCGGUGGUCCCUGACCAAAUCGCCGGACUGAAACUACUGAAGUUGAUCAGAGAACGCUCGAGGCUUUUCCUACAUGACCAGCCUCUUGAUGGAAUCCGGCAUGAUAGUCGUUGGAUUGACAAGAACCUCAAAGUGCAAGUUGUUCAGUCAAUUGUUCUGACGAAGACUCUCAAAGGUCGCAAUGUUUCAUACCGUCAGGAGAGAAAGGCGAUAGUUACGGAAGUGAACAGAGAAUUUGUCAUGAGAAUAUGUCCUCAAAAAACGUACGACUUCUAUGAAAUCAGUCAAGCGCUUUCCCACUUGAUUCUCACACGACCAAAGCUUCAUUCGGCUCUAACAUUGGAGAUGCUAUUGAAAACUGAUCUACUGGAGCUCAAAGAACGUGGUUACAACGUUGAACGCAUUCUCAAGAAAAAGGCACAGGAGGCUCUAAUUGCAGAAUCUCGGCGUCAACAACAACUCGAGGAAGAACGUCGGCGUCUACAGGACAAGGAAACAGCCAUAAUCGAAGAAGCUCAGAACCAAACAGCUGAGAAGCAGGGCCCGACAUCGAUGCCUGGGGUCUUUCCGGACUCUCCUUCGUCAAAGGAUGUACGGCCCGUUUCACCGACAGAGCCUAAAGAGAAGCGCAACCUGUUCUCCUCAUUUACCAAGCAUUUCAGCCAGGGUAACCGGUCGUCUUGGAACCCCUUCGGCGAGACUGCCCCGUUGCCGGAUACUCCUAAAGAUCAUGCUCCACAGCCCCCGAUUGAGCAACCGAAACCGAAACAGCCUCGCCAUGAAGCUCCGGUGACGGUCAACUCUACCCUUCAAACACAAAGAAGUUUGCUCCAAGCCGUGCAAUCCAGCCGGCCUCAUGGCUCGUCUGGUGUCUUUUCCCGACCACAAGUCGAUCAAAUCAAUGAAUUGAAAUCAUAUUGCGAUGAGAAACCCGGCCAUGACCUGGAGUUUGCUGCCACACUUCCGUGUGGAGUCAACAUUCUCCUUGCCAGAACUGUCGAAAGGUCUGCAUUCUUAGCCAAUAAUAGUAGGGGGAUGAAUUUGUUUGGGUCUAUACUUCUUGACUGCGCCGAUGUAUUCUCGCUGCGGCCUGAUACUGUGAGCAUCUUCUAUGACCCCGGCUCCAAGGCCAUUGGGUUCAAUCGGGCUGGCAGUAUAUUCUGCAAUUAUCACUAUUUUCAGCAGCUGCAUGAGAAAGCACUGCUCCAAAAAGCGAAUCCAGACCGGGCUGAGGCAAUAGUUUAUUGGUGGGUGGUUUUGGCACACGAGCUUUCCCAUAACCUCGUUUCAGACCAUAGCUCUGCGCAUAGCUAUUACACAGAAAGCUUUGUGAGCCAAUACUUCCCUAGGGUUGCAGCCAAGAUCGCCAGUGCAACUACGACGAGUCCAAGUCCCGAGCAAUGA